Molecule: messenger RNA, 3924 nt
Organism: Egretta garzetta (little egret)
Lineage: Eukaryota; Metazoa; Chordata; Aves; Pelecaniformes; Ardeidae
Gene: GPSM2
Product: G protein signaling modulator 2
Molecular function (GO): GTPase regulator activity; protein binding
Source: RefSeq, a predicted model, not a curated record
UUAAGAAUGCAGGCAAGCUUCUUUCUGACUCUGAGAAGGAAGAUGCUUCUGGAUUCAGAAACGCAGUUGAAUGGAACUUAAAGGGCCACAGAUGAAAGAACUUGAACACGUUUCUGAAGGUCUAAGAUGUGUCUGACAGUGACCUCCUUACCUUAGUAAUAAAGAAGAGUUUUUCAGCAGCAGCUUAGGAUAACUUUACUCCCAACUUAUUAAUAUACUAACUGGAAUGGUGUUCUGACAACAAUUCUCCGUAGUAAAGUACUUACCGUACUACAGAGCAGUAGUAUUCUCUCUACUGAUAAUGCAGCUCAAUGGAGGAAAGUACUGUUUUGAUAAGCAUGCGUGAAGAUCGUUCCUUUCAUGUGCGAUACAGGAUGGAGGCUUCCUGCCUAGAGCUGGCUCUGGAAGGUGAGCGCCUGUGUAAAGCAGGAGAUUGCCGAGCUGGGGUAUCUUUCUGCAAUGCCUAUUUCUACUUGCAUGAAUAUGCAAAGGCCUUGGAAUACCAUCACCAUGAUUUAACUCUUGCAAGGACAAUUGGAGAUCUACUGGGAGAAGCUAAAGCUAGUGGGAAUCUGGGCAACACCUUAAAGGUACUUGGGAAUUUCGAAGAAGCCAUUGUUUGUUGUCAGAGACAUCUGGAUAUUUCCAGAGAACUUAAUGAUAAGGUUGGAGAAGCCAGAGCACUGUAUAAUCUGGGAAAUGUAUAUCACUCUAAAGGGAAAAAUGUAGCUAGUGCUGGGACUCAUGAUCCAGGGGAACUUCCAGAUGAUGUAAAAAAUGCUUUACAAAAAGCUGCAAAUUAUUAUGAGGAAAACCUGACAAUAGUAACAGAGCUGGGUGAUAGAGCAGCACAAGGACGUGCCUUCGGAAAUCUGGGAAACACACACUAUCUUCUGGGCAACUUCAGGAGUGCAGUUUUGGCCCACGAACAGCGUCUCCUAAUUGCAAAAGAAUUUGGUGAUAGAUCAGCGGAAAGAAGAGCGUACAGCAAUCUUGGAAAUGCCUACAUAUUCCUGGGUGAAUUUGAAACCGCUUCUGAAUACUACAAGAAGACGUUACAGCUGGCUCGACAGCUUAAGGACAGAGCUGUGGAAGCACAGGCCUGCUACAGCCUGGGGAACACAUACACUUUGCUUCAAGACUAUGAAAAAGCAAUUGAUUAUCAUUUGAAACACCUUGUGAUUGCUCAGGAAUUAAAUGAUAAAAUUUGUGAAGGAAGUGCUCUGGGAAAUCAUGACCAAGCUAUGCAUUUUGCAGAAAGGCACUUGGAGAUUUCAAGAGAGGUAGGAGAUAGAAGUGGAGAACUCACUGCUAGACUUAAUCUCUCAGAUCUUCAAAUGGUUCUUGGAUUAAGCUACAGCACAAACAACUCCAUGUUGUCAGAAAGCCAUGUGGUAGAUAACAGUUUGAAUGGUACCAGACCAAGAGUAGGACGCCGCCACAGUAUGGAGAACAUGGAACUUAUGAAAUUAACACCAGAAAAGGUUCAGAACUGGAACAGUGAGAUUCUUGCUAAACAGAAACCACUGGUUGCCAAACCUUCAGCAAAACUGCAUUUUGUAAAUCGACUAAAAGGCAAAAAGUACAAAAACGGCACCGCUUCCAAAGUUUUGCAGGAUGCCAGUAAUUCUAUUGAUCAUCGACUUCCAAACUCUCAGAGGAAAAACAGUCGAGAGACAAUGGCAGAUGAAGGGUUCUUUGAUCUGCUGAGUCGAUUCCAGAGUAACAGGAUGGAUGAUCAGAGAUGCUACUUUCAGGAGAAGAACAGAUUCUCAGCUGCUUCAGUGGCCACAUCUUCUACUCCACCUAAGACAAUGAGAAAAUCCUUUUCUACUUCUUUAGUCUCACCCCACACAGAUGAAUUUCUAGACCUACUUGCUAGCUCACAGAGCCGCCGGCUAGAUGACCAACGCGCUAGCUUUAGUAACCUACCUGGACUUCGUCUUAAUCAACACAACAGUCAGUCAGUUCUGGGUCACCUCAUGGCAAGUAACAACAGAGAACUGGAUGAUGACUUCUUUGAUAUAUUGAUAAAAUGCCAGGGUUCCAGACUGGAUGAUCAAAGAUGUGCUCCUCCAUCAUCGGCAAAAGGACCAACUGUGCCAGAUGAGGAUUUUUUCAGCCUGAUUCUACGAUCACAAGCUAAGAGAAUGGAUGAACAAAGGGUCCAUUUACCCUCAACUAUAAAGGGACAAAAUUCAAGCUGAAGAACGAAACAGGCAUGUACUGUACAGUAGCAUCUUGGGUAUCAUUUUUGUUCUCUGGAAAAACAUACUUGCCUUUUUACAGAAGACUGCAUUUAGUAGAUUUGUCCCCUAAUAAUCUUUUCUGUAAAUAGCAGCAGCAGCACACUCAUGACCAGAGUUGCCGCUGCUCUUUGCAGUUGGCAGCUGCUUUUAGCAGCAUCUGAGAUACUGAUUACUGCAUCUCCCUCUUCACUGCCUCUAGUCUGUGAACAUUAAUAUGGGGUUUUUUUUGUCCCUGUCAGGGUAUUCUCAUUGCUGAUGUGUGGAUUCUACUGCUGUCUCCAUCUAGUGUAAGACCUAAAUUUGUAUGUUCUUUUUAAAGAAAACUUGAUAUCCCCCCACACCCCCGAUUUGUACCUCCCUGGGAAAAGGUCCUGUUUUCUUUUAUACUUUUUUAAAAAUUUAAAAAACAAAAAAAGAUAAAUAGCUUCAGUACUUAGUCUGUCUUUGUGUCUUCCAAACUCUGUUUCUGCAAUCAUUUUUACUUAAAAAAAUAACCAAACCCUAGUUUUAAUUCUGUUUAAUACAAAAAGAUUCUUUCAAAACAUGCUGGGGUUUUUGGGUAAUAUUUAGUUAAGUGUUUCAUGUAUUGCUCAGUACAGUUUUACAAUCAAGAAUUUUUUAGGAAGAUAUACUUGUCUUUAAGUAACAGCUGCCAACCAAUGCUGUUCUAUAGACUGUGUGGUACAUGUCCAUCACCAGUAGUGGUCCAUGCACCAGGGGAUCACAGGGGUGGUAGGUAACCACCAUGGACGUCGGGUAAUUCCUGCAGUAAUUGAAUUUAAAAUGUUACAAACAGUAAAUGUAUGUAUGCUACUUAGUACUUGACCUCAACUACUUAUCCUUCUCUUGAGAAGGGUGUGCUAUGCUGGAGCAGUUAUUGGGAACAACAGUUGUAACUUAAGUCUUCCCUGUGGUACAAUACCUGUACUGAGGUAAUUCUUGGGAACCCUGAGGCCUCUAUGUUGUUUUAAGGGUAGGCAUCUUGAGUUAGACACCACUGAUUUUAACACCAAAGGUAGCAUGUGUUACCGUCAGUUUACAAGGCCGAUCUUCAGUACUUUUGCUAAGUGCUUCCUAUUCCCUGUUCAGCUUUGAAUCGCCCUAAAAAAACAUCUGAUACAUCAUUAGCUUCUCACUCCUCUGCAAAUUAUUGAACCAGAAGAAAAUCAUCAAGCUGUCCUAAAACUGAGCUGACAAGCAGCAAUUCUACUUACGAGUGAUUUUUUUAAAGAACAUAAACCAAAGGUAGUCCUGAGACUUCUAGUUGAGCUGCGAUUAGUCUUUUGUGAAUUACAUGAGUAUCAGCAACUUUCUUCAGGCUGUUCGACAGUUACCUGGUUAGGCUUAUGUUUGCUAGAUCACAGUAGCAGUGCUUUCCCACCACAGAAUAUCUGGGUUUACUCAAAACUUAUUACACAAACUUGAUUUCAAACAAGCAGCAGCACCCACAAGCCUGUUCUCUUGGCCUGUUAAAGUUGUAUUAUCUUAACACAUUUGUUUCAAAUUCCAGAAGUAGUACAUAUACUCAGUCUCAGUUUUUAAAACCCCACCUUAAAGCUAUGCUUACUAAUGCUCUGACCAAAGAUGAGUUCCCAUCAGCUUGCUGAUACUCUUUUCUACAUUUGAGAAGUAGAGCAGAAAUAGCAAGUAUGUUAACAACUAAAGAUUAGACAAA